AAUACCACAAACACCCCCAAUCCAACCCCGAACCGAAUCCGCCGAGAAGUCAAGACGCUCCCCUCCCCGUCCUCCAUCCAUGGGCGAGCAAUCCCUCUCCCAGCCCAAGCCCCAGCCCCUCUCCCCGUCGCCCCCCGCCGCCGCCGCGUCCACCUCCACCUCCAGCUCCCUCGCCAUCGCCGCCGCCUCGCGCCCCAAGAAGGCGGCCCACCCACCACCCAACUCCAACCCGCCGAAGAAGCCCCGCCUGACGUUUGCGAUCCCGGGCCGGCCCCUUUCCGCCGCCGGCGAGGUGGGCGCGGCCAUCCGUCACCUGCGCGACGCCGACCCCGUCCUCGCCGCCGUCAUCGACGCCCACGAUGCCCCCGUGUUCCAGUGCCCGCACCGCCCGUUCCACUCCCUCGUCCGAUCCAUCCUUUACCAGCAGCUCGCCUUCAAGGCCGCCGCCUCCGUCUACUCCCGGUUCCUCUCGCUCCUCGGCGGCGAGGCCAGCGUGUCCCCGGACGCCGUCCUCGCGCUCAGCCCUCAGCAGCUCCGCCAGAUCGGGGUCUCCCCGCGCAAGGCGUCCUACCUCCACGACCUCGCCCGCAAGUAUGUCUCGGGGAUCCUCUCCGAUUCCGCCAUCAUCAACAUGGACGACCGCUCCCUCGCCGCCAUGCUCACCAUGGUCAAGGGCAUCGGCGCCUGGAGCGUCCACAUGUUCAUGAUCUUCUCCCUCGCGCGCCCCGAUGUGCUCCCCUCCGCUGACCUUGGCGUGCGCAAGGGCGUGCAGAUGCUCUACGAGCUCGAAGACGUGCCGCGGCCCUCGCAGAUGGACAAGCUCUGCGAGCGGUGGCGCCCCUACCGCUCCGUCGGGGCGUGGUAUAUGUGGCGGCUCAUUGAGUCCAAAGUGCCGCAGCCGGCGCCGGCCAUCCCUGUGGGAUCACUUGCCCUCCCUUCGCCUGAUGGCCAGAUUAUGCUACAGCAUCAGCAGCAACAGCAGCAGCAACAACAGAACGUCAUCCAAAUGAUCGAUCCCCUUCAGAUGCUCCCAGGAAUGGGGUAAAUUCGUUAUCACUCACCUAUUAGUUCUUCAUCUUAGAUGGAUGAUGGAUUCUGUGAGAAUCAGUUGGUUUCUCUGCACAUUAUUGUUUUGUAAUGGCCGGAGUGUAGCAUUGGGAAUGAGUACUUUGGUCUGAACUUAUUAAAUUAUUGAUGUGGUUUGUGUUGUUUAUCCUUGUCAAAAGUCUGUGAAGAUCGUGGCUAGCCGUUCUUUACAUUGUAAAAUUUGUUAGCAGUGUCUUAGAAUCCCACUGGGAUUGUGCCAUCCUUGAAGUUUACCUGUGAUGAAAUGAUUAAGAGCAUGCUAGGCACA
This is a messenger RNA of Panicum virgatum (switchgrass), 1354 nucleotides long. Its product is annotated as DNA-3-methyladenine glycosylase 1-like. The transcript has a single exon. NCBI's taxonomy places the organism in Eukaryota, Viridiplantae, Streptophyta, Magnoliopsida, Poales, Poaceae. Gene Ontology annotation, molecular function: alkylated DNA binding; DNA-3-methyladenine glycosylase activity; DNA-7-methylguanine glycosylase activity. Gene Ontology annotation, cellular component: nucleus; protein-DNA complex. The record is from RefSeq and is a predicted model, not a curated record. Bases 80 to 1045 code for a protein of 321 amino acids. Gene Ontology annotation, biological process: DNA alkylation repair; base-excision repair, AP site formation; base-excision repair.